Lymnaea stagnalis (great pond snail) is the source of this 15900-nucleotide messenger RNA. The record is from the annotation of a GenBank genome assembly. NCBI's taxonomy places the organism in Eukaryota, Metazoa, Mollusca, Gastropoda, Lymnaeidae.
AGGUUCGAGUUGAAGGGAUUCCAUCUUUUGGGACCUCAUCUGAAGGAGAUUCCAAUAUGCUGGUGGUUAUCCCUAAGAAAAAGGUCAAAGAAAUUCAGAAGCCAGUCAGAAAUGUUAAGAAGCUCAGUAAAAAGGAGAGGAAAAGGCUCAAUGACAUUAUUCAAAGGAAAGAAAAAAAAGAGAGGGUAAUUCCUAUUUACAUUAAUACAAAUAAGUGUGUUUUAAAAACAAUUUUGUAAUCAAAUUUCUAUUAGUUUACUUGUGUGUUUUUGUGUUCUCUGCCACAAAAUUUCCUCGAAUUCCUUCCCUUCUUAUCUAAACAAACUUCUCUCUGUCUAUUCACCCCUUUGACAGCUUCGCUCGUCCGCUGACACGCGUAUUCUUUCUGUCCCCAAGACACGCACAAAAACAUACGGUGAACAAUCUUUCUCUUUCUGUGUCCCCAAACAAUUGAAUUCUCUUCCACUACACAUCAGCAAUAUACCGACCAUCACAGCCUUCAAAACUGCACUCAAAACACAUCUCUUUAAACUCUACUAUCCUGACUGAUCUCCCCACCCCCCCCCCCCCCCCCUGAUCAAUAAACGAUGCUGCUGGGUGCCGUCCAUGGCUUGACAUGUAAAUAGUUCUGGAGUGGGUUGAGUGAAUAUACAUUUUUUUGUUUUAUUUAAUUAAUGUAUGUUAAUUUUUAAGCUCAUGAUUAUGUUUGUUAAAUUGUAUGUACAGCGUGGUGAGCCCAGCCCUAGGCUGGGGUACUGCACUUUAUAAAACCACUAAUAAUAAUAAUAAAUGUUCAAUUAUUUAUUAAUCAUUUUGUAUUUUUAAUCUAGACUUUGCUUUAAAUGUAUGAAUAUUCUCUCUUAAUACAAAUAUUCCUACCAUUUAAAAAUUUCUAUUCAACAAUUAGAGAGCUGAACUACUGGAGUCUCUUGCAAAGCAUCAAGCCUCUGAAGAAGAAAUGAAGCGCUUUACUUCAAUAACAGAAGUUUACACACAGAAUUUUAAAAGGUGAUUUUUAGUCAUACUUAAAUUUGGAGUUAUUGCAGUCAAGACUGGGAGUAGAACUAGGACAGUGCUUAAAAACCUUAUUUCUUCUUCUUAUUUAUCCCGACUUUUAAAAUGAGAAAUGUUUCUUCUUUUGAAAUUUUUGAGAAAUGCUGUGAUAAAAAUAUAACCUCUGUAUCCCUCACUAUCAGGACACCUGGUAAAUUUCACCAGUCGAGUUUAUAUCUAAUUAAAAUUUGCUGUAUUUAACAGUGAUCUCUCUGUUGGGGACACAUUUGAGAUGAAAGUCAGCUCAAUCAAAGGUUCAAAGCGCCAGAAAAAAAUACACAAGAAACUGGAGGAGAAAAAGGAAGAACCAGAAUCAACUGACACCGAUGACAUGUCUACAGAUGAUGAGGUUGAGGCAAUCAUGGAGGAGGAGAAUACAAAGCUGGAGAAUAAAGAUGAAGAAGAGAAAAUGGAUGGUGCAUGCAUAGAUGAGACUGCAACUGUCAACAGUGUAAGCAUUUGUUUGAAUACGGUUUACUAACUGUUAAUUUAUUAUUGUUGGCCAUGAGGGUGUCUUAAUUAUUUUUGUAAUCGCGUUAGAUAAUAAGGGCUUUUGGAAAUAUUUAUGCUAGAAAGACUGUAAGUACUUUGAAGAUAACAAUUGAGCAUGGAUUUAACAUCGGGAAAUUGUUAUUUGUAAAUUUACAUCAAGGCAGUUAUUUUUAAAUAAAUUAUUAAAUUUGACAUACAUUUACGCCAGGCCAAGGAGGAAGAAAAGGGGCCACCAGUGAAAACUCAACUAUCGGUGAAAGUAGAUCCAAAACCUGUUGUAUACAUACCAUUGAAUCGCAAGUCUGAGAUGCAGGUGAGUGCAAAAAGAAAAGUAACAUUUAAAUUAUUGUGGCAAAGGUUAUUCUGUGUUUAAUUUAUGCAUUAGAAUUUUGUAGUGCUCUUGUAGCCUGUAACUUUUUUAAAAAGAAAGAUACCGAUGAAAACAAGUGUUCAUGCUUCUUAGCAUGCAGUUAAUCUGUUUUUGAGAUGAGUUCCAUAAUUAUAUUUUUAUGUCACUUCAUAAGAUUUAACAUGAUUUAAUUUUAACACUCUUAUAUAGGAAGCUAGAUUGAAACUUCCUAUCUUGGCUGAGGAGCAAGUUGUCAUGGAGACAAUAUCAGAGAACCCUGUUGUCAUUAUAUGUGGUGAGACUGGCUCAGGGAAGACAACUCAAGUUCCUCAGUUUCUCUAUGAAGCUGGUUAUGCACAGUAAGAUAUGGAAUUAAGUACAUAAGUUUCUGCUUCAGAAGUGUACACUUUGAAAAAAAUUGUCUUCAAAAUGGCAUAGUUACAAUUUAAAUGUGUCUAACUUUUUAUUUUCAAAACAUCUUAGAUUUACUUAGUAUUUCAAUUUUAAAAAAAAUGUUUUGUUUUGAUAGUUUUAAUUUGUAUUUCAAAUCAACUUUUAUAAAUUCUCAGAGCAAAGAAUUGUUAACAUUCUUUUGAGCUGUUCAGUUUGUAUUUUAAAUUUCUCACCAAAGUAUUUUUUAAAAGGCUUUAAUUUUACAUUUCAUAUUUCAACUUUAGUGGAACUGGUAUAAUUUGUGUAACUGAGCCUCGGCGUGUGGCAGCCAUAAGCAUGGCAAAGCGUGUUGCAGCGGAGAUGAACCUUACAGACAGAGAGGUCUCGUACCAGAUCAGGUUUGAAGGCAACACCACUCCUGAUACAAAGAUCAAGUUUAUGACUGAUGGUGUCCUUCUGAAAGAAGCUCAACAGGUAUAGAGUACAAUUAAAUGAGUGCUGCUUUCUUGAGACAUGAAAUUAUCUUGGGGGGGAGUAACGAAGACGCAAACAACUAGCUGUCUUGUCGUUGUUAAAGCUUUACUACAAGGAGAAAACAUUCAGACCUUGUUUCAAUAUCAUCUUUGCCACAGUUUCUGUAUAUUUUAUAUAUAAUAGCUUAACUCCACAGAAUUAGUGUCAAUGUUUCUUGUAGUAAAAAUGUCCUGAAAACAUGUAAUCCAAUAUCAAAGUCAAGUAGGGGGCUAGCUGAUUCCACCACAUUGAUCUAACCACAUGCUGGAUAUGUAUGUUUAAUGUUGAGAAAUUGCAAUCAUCAAUGCUACAGAUUGUUUGAAUACUUGAAAAUUAUUAUUGACAGGACCCAUUGCUGGGCAGAUACUCUGUGAUAAUCAUUGACGAGGCUCAUGAGAGAAGUGUCUAUACUGAUAUCCUCAUAGGACUUCUGUCCAUAAUCGUACGGCAGAGAGAUAAGGUGAGAUAAGAAUUUUAAUAAGCUAUUAUUAUAAAGUUUUUGAUUUUAGUCUUUCAUAAAUCAUUGUUGUUAAAACCAAAUGUACAGCACUUCAAAAGUAUUUACAAGUAAAUGAGUGACUCAUCUUAAUUAUACAUUUUUCACAAAGUUUGUAAUCUUUAGAGAUUUUGAUGGUACAUUUUUUUGUUUAUCUUACAGCGGGGGAAACCCUUGAAGCUAAUCAUCAUGUCUGCAACUCUCAGGGUUGAGGAUUUCACAGGCCCCACACUCUUCAAAUACCAAGCACCUCCACCUCUUGUCAAGGUAAGAUGAUGAAAUGUGACUUGAUUCUAUAAAAUAUGAAAUAAUACCUCAAGCAUCAUAAAAGAAAAGAAUACCUAAAUGCUGUGGUCAAACUGUGAAACGUUAUAUUUAGUUGCUUGCACAAUUGUAUAUCAUCAGCUUCACAAUCAAAGGGUUAGACUUAAUUUUAGAGGGAUAACUUGCAUGUCAAAUCUUGUUGAGGAUGCAGACUGCGGAAGUCUCAUUGGUUUACCUAGCUAUAAAAUUGCUGAUCAUGUGCAUGCCUAAGACACUGGUAAACAAAUUAAAUACAAUGAAAACAUCAAUCACCUGGAUGAUGUUAUUGUGUUUCACACCCAACUUAUCAAGAUGAACACUGAAUGAGUAUGGAUGUGUGUUGUUGUUAGUGAGUAAGCAGUAGCUUAGCUGUCCAAGCACAUUUACCUGGAAGGUACUAGCCAGCACAUAUCCUUGGGGGGUACUAGCCCAGCACAUUUUCCUGGGGGGUAAUAGCCCAGAUCAGUGAUCUGAUGGAGUCGAAGCACUCUCAAACUUGAGGGCAGAAAGUCAUCUUCUUAUAAGUCACUGUAUUCACCAGGUUGAGGCCCGGCAAUUUCCUGUUACAGUUCAUUUCAAUAAGAAAACAGCAGAGAAUUAUAUCACAGAAGCUUACAAAAAGGUAAAGUCUGAUGGUAUGCAAUGCUAUAUAAACCAAUGACUGUGAUGAGAUUUGCCAUAUUGUCUCUCAGUGGUGCAUGGGACAUUCAUCUCUGUUAUGGGAUGCAAGGACUGAUUUUCAUUACUUAGUAGCAAAAUAUCAAAGGAUUUUCUGUUCUAAUUAUUUUUAGUCUAUUUUACAAACAUACUGUACUGUGCAAACAUUUUUUUUUUUUGGUAAUUCAUUUUAAAUUUGACAUUUAUAUAUAUAUAUUUAUAAUCUGACAUAUAGAAUGUAUUUUGUAUUUUUUCCCUUCAUUAUCAACAAAGCUUUGUUUACAAUAAAAUUUAUACAUUUCAGGUUUGUAAAAUUCACCGAACACUCCCUGAGGGAGGCAUCCUUGUAUUUGUAACUGGACAGCAGGAGGUGCACACACUUAUAAGGAAAUUAAGAAAAAUGUUUCCAUAUGUACCUGGUGAAGGUAAGCUCAAAAACCAGAUCCUCAAAUUUUGUAUGCCUUGUUUUGUUGUAAAGCCCUCAUCCCAUACUAUGCUACUGGCAAUUAUCCCUCAUCCCGUGCUAUGCUACUGGCAAUUAUCCCUCACCCCAUGCUAUGCUACUGGCAAUCAUCCCUCACCCCGUGCUACGCUACUAGCAAUUAUCCCUCACCCGGUGCUACGCUACUGGCAAUUAUUGCCAUCCAAAUAUACAUGCACUAAUUGUAAGUCAUUGCUAGGGAGUAGUGGAUUGUUUGUUUGCAGGUAUUAAAACUGUAAUAUGUGGCUGUUAAUAAGCGAUUUUAAUAAAUGUUAAUAUUUUAAUAAUAGACACGAGUAUUGAAGUACUUCUUAUAAAGUAAUUUCCUGUUGGCUUAGUUAGCAUUUGCUUCUCGUGUCUUUAUUCCAAUGAAGGCUUUGCUUAACAUCAAAAUAUUUUCUCUCUACAGUAAACGUAGAACCAGUAAAGAAGGAAUCUCGAAGGGAGCGAAGAAAAAAAGAACAAGUGAAAGAGGAAGAGAAGGCUGCACUGGCAUCUGUACCAAAAAUAGAUUUAAGCAGGUAACUUAUGGUAAUUGGUGUCAUUAUGGCAGUGUUGAGGAUCUUCUAAUGUGAUAAUAAUAAUAAUAAUAAAGUUCAUUUCAAAAACACGCUUCAUCCCCAAAGGCUCGAAGCGCGGUACAAAGUCAACAAAAAACAAAUCUAUAAUUUACCACAUUUAAAACAAACGCAACACUACAAAAACUAAUUACAAGCAUACAAUGGCAAAGUCUUUCUAGCCAUUUCAACCAUAAGCAACACAGCCAUUAUGCAAUAACUGGAAAAUAAGGUUGACAAUCAUCCCAGAAGGUGUUUGCGAAAUAGAUGUGUCUUUAAAUUGGUUUUAAAGGACUCCAGUGUGAUGAGUCAAGCCUGUGAUGAGUCAAACUCAUUUCGAUACCUCACCAAGUCACAAUAUUUGUUUAGGCCAUUACUGACUGAGCCUCACCUGAGAGUUUGUUGUUACGUCUUCUUUUAAACUACCCUUUCUCACUGUAUUUUCUUUAAUUGCUGUGAUGUUAUGUUGGGGAAUAUAAUCAGCCAUGUGGUACAAUUCUUGGUUAUUGUCUGGUUGUCUAUUUUCUCAAGUAAACUAGACCUAAAUAAAAUAUAACAAACACUGGUUUAUUUUGUUAGUCCUGUAUAUAAUAUAUGGUAAACAGCUGUAAGAUUAUUAUUUGUUUUUUAUAAAAGAAAUGUAUCUAUGCUGUGUUUUCUGUAUAAUGGGAACUAAUGAGUGCUGUACUUUUACAUUUGCUCUGUUUGUUCCUGUAUUAACAGCUACUCUCUUCUGCCUCAAGAAGAUGAGGAAGCUGAGAGAGAGACAGAGGAUCUCACUGAUAUUAACGUUGAUGAUGAAGAUGAGGCUGCAGCUGAUGGCACAGUUCUUGAUGAUGACGAUGAUGAAGAAGUCUUGGUAAGAAGUAUAACAAAUUCCCUAUUUUAGUCAGCAAGUAAGAUUCGUCAUGCAGCAUCGUAAGUUUCAGUCCAGGAAACAUUGGGUAGGACACAGAUUUAUCUCUUUGCUGCACCUGAAAAAUAUUAUCAUGUUUGUGUUUCAGAGAGCCAGGAUGGGUGAAGAUCAACCAGACAGUAGCAAACCUCUGUAUGUUCUACCACUCUACUCCCUUCUCUCCAGCGAAAAGCAGGCUCAGGUAAAUGAAUGCAUUGCACUUACUUGGGGGAAGAUGGUUGCCUUUGACAUGGCAUUGCACUUCCUUGGGGGAAAGAUGGUUGCCUUUCACAUGGUUCCUUUUGCAUUUUAAAACAUUCUUCAAAUUGGAAUAAUACAUUUUUUUUUUUUCAAUCUAAAUAACUUAUUUUGUUUGGAAUAAAAGUUAAUUUUAAUUAGAGACUCAUGGUAUGACUUGCAUUUAAAAUGCUGAUGGUGGUUUGAUUUGAAAUGAAGUGCAUUUUUAGAUUCCCUGAUAGUCUAAGCUAUAAUUAUUUCUUGAAGAGUUCAUAAAUUGAAUACCCUCUUGCAUAUUUUCACAACAGGUAUUUGAACCCCCGCCAGAAGGCUGCAGGCUUUGCAUCAUAGCCACCAAUGUCGCCGAGACCUCCCUCACCAUUCCCAACAUUCGUUAUGUUGUCGACACAGGCAAGGUAAGACCAGUCCUGCUAACAACUGCAUUUGCAUGUUCUCCACCACUUGUAUGAGCACAGAAAGGGAGUCACACACUGGACUGAGGCAUUAAGUGCAGAACAUUGAAAUAUGUUUUUAAUAGUUAAUUUUGUUCAUAUUUUAAAUCCUACAUUUGUAGAAUGAUGUUGACCGUUUUAAGCUUGAUCAUGACCUGGACUUUCUGCUCUAUAACUUUUAUUGGUUUCAUCCCUUCCCCAGACUAAAACUAAAUAUUUUGACAAAGUCACAGGAGUGUCAACUUUUCGAGUGACAUGGGUGUCCCAGGCAUCAGCCAAUCAGAGGGCAGGCAGAGCUGGUCGUAUGGGACCAGGCCAUUGUUAUAGGUAAUAUUUAACGUUUGCAAUAUUUACCAGUAAAUAAUUUCUUUUUAAACUUAAAAAUUUUUCGUGGCUAUAUUUCAAUAAAUUUGACUAAAGAUUGUGUUUCUUUGAACUAUAUAUUCAUUAAUGUAAGCUUUGUAUUUUAAAUGAGAAGACACAGGAUUAGGAUUGUUAAGUAGUCUUUAAAUGCGAUCACAGGUUGAAAAAGUUAUUCACAAACUCUCCUUAUGUCUGUUCUCAGCUCUUCAUUCCAAUCAAUGCCACUUAAUCAUCUUUCUCUUACCCCUUCUCUCUGUCAGGCUCCCAUAUCCAUGUCUCAGCAAAUAUAUAAGAUACAUUUGCUUCACUAAUAUUAUUACACUCCCUCUAAUUUCAAUUUUUCAACAUUAAAAAGGUUCUCAUUGAUUUCUGUGAGUUUUAAUUUGCACUAUUUCUUGACGACUUAUUUACAAUCAUUCUAUCUAUGUCAUGCUCUUAGGCUUUACUCCUCUGCCGUGUUCAGUGACUUCCCUCUGUUCUCACCGCCUGAAAUAACAAGACGCCCAGUGGAAGACUUGGUUCUACAGAUGAAGGUAAAUCAAAAGUGGGGACAUUUCAUGUUGUUUUCUGGAAAGUUCUAACACUGUUUGCUGUAUUUUUGCCUUGUAAAUUGGUAUUAAACUAUCUUUGCAACUUGCAAUUAAUUAAUUUUUUUUUGGUUGCUUUAUAUUAAUACUGCUAGUGUUCUUGCAUAAACAAAUAAUUUAUUUUUGUGGUUAGUUUAUGAUUCGAUUGAUCCAGGCCUCCCCUCGUCCACAUGCACUGAUGAUUUAGGCUGGGGUUUUCCUGCUUCUUAUUCUGGAGCAUCAUUUGAUAUGUAAAUGAUAAUGUUUUAAUGGUGAAAAGAUUUAACUCUCUUGUUUGCAGAGCAUGAGGAUUGACAAAGUGGCAAAUUUCCCUUUCCCGACUCGUCCCGACGCAGAACAGAUCAAGGUAAACUUCUGUUCUGAAGCCAAUGAAAAAUGUUUUUAGUUUUUAAUAUUUUUAAAUUUUGUGCAGCUUGUGACGGAUACUUUGAUUUUAUUAAAUAAGAUAACAAAACUUUUAUUGAUCCAAGUGAAUGUAAUUUUGUUUUUUUAGAACAUUGUAGACCACUCAUUCUAUUCCAGAACAUUAUACUCAAACACAGACAGUAACGAUUAAGUAACAGAUUUCAACAUGACUUUUUAUCCGUAAUGUCCCAAACACCAAAACCAGUCGACCGGCGUCAAUAUUUUACAGAAGAUAAAAGUACAUUUCUGAUUUUGAUGAAUAUAUCUACCAGCAACAUUUAACGGGGCAUGCAUUUAUUCAUCGCUUGUAGUUAUUGUGGCAGAUUGCAGGACAGCCAGACAAUAAAUGUAUCCAGACACUAAGAAUGUGCUAAAAUUCAGAGCUACUGUUCAGCAAAAAUUCACUUAGUUAAAUGCUCAACACUUAUAAUCUGACAGGCAGCUGAGGGCCUCCUGAUUUCACUUGGGGCACUGAGAACUAUCAAUGGUGGCUCCAUGAGACUUAAAGACCUAAAAAAAGGUGGGUGUUGUAGUGUUAAAAAUGGGUAAAAUUCUAAUUGUGAUACUUUUCUACCACUAUCACACUCUGUAAUGUAAUCUCCAGCUUAGUUGGUCUAUAAAUUUAGUUGCAUACAUCUGAAUGGACACAUCAGAUUUUUGUGCCAAGCAAAUCUUACAUUUUUAUCUUUUAUCAGUCCCUAUGACAGAAGAUGCAGAUUUGUGGAAAUAACUGGUAUUUUAGUGUCUAUGGGGCACACAGUGAUGAUGUUUGUCUAAAUUUAAUGACUAGAACAACCGUCACUGCCACUUCUACAAAACAAAAUGAAAUCUCAAGUCCAACUUCACACUAAGCACUUUAUUCACACAAUAAAUAAUAAAUGGAACAAUAAUAUUAUUAACAGCACAUGAUAUGUAUAUAUAUUAUAUAUUUUCACUUCUUUUGACAUUGUCUCAUUGAUUAGUUAACUAUAAAGUGUGCCUCCACCUUGUUCAAUGUGUCUUCUCUGCUCUCUCACUUCAGUUUAAUGAAAACUUCUCCUGCCAAUCAAAAUUAAGUCCCAAACUUCAUGCUUUUCUCAGAUAACCUUCCGCUUCGUAUCGUUUGCAAAAAAUCAUGAGCAUCCUGAACAAAAGCAUGUGUUACAUAAACCUUUGCUGAUGACCAGGGGCUCGUGCAUGUAAAGUAGUAAUAGAGGGCUGCACCAAAAAUUAGUUCUUUGUGCUUUCACUUUUCUCUUCCACUAAAGAAGUUUUAGUGUUGCUAGACAGCUUACAUUCUCUGAAAUAUAAUGUUCUUUGUGUACUCCCAUUCAAAUAGCUGAUACGAUAUCUAUAAAUUAACAUAUCAUUGUAAUAAAUGGUGUUGAAAAUGUCUAUUCUAUUAUUUACCUUUUAGAACAGUAUCUCUAAUAAAUGUCAAGCCCUGUGAGCUAUUUUCUUUAAUAAAAGGGUUAAGUUAAAUCAAAAGCAAGAUAGAAUUAUAUUGCUUCAUGUGCUAUUCACUUAAUUUUAACAAAAAUUUCAGCCAAAAGUCCAGUGAUUUCAGACCUAGGAAUGGUGAUGGCAUCUUUCCCUGUCUCCCCUCGAUAUGCCAAAAUGUUGAUCCUCGCUAGGACGUACAAAGUCCUGCCAUACGUGAUAGCGCUGGUGGCUGCACUCUCAGUUGAUGAGCUGUUUGUUGAUGCCAUUCAGCCAUCAGAUCUGGAUGAUGAUGUGAGUGUCGCUGUGGUUGCCGGGUGAAUUUUUUUUAAUGGACAAAUACAGAGGAGAGUUUAAACAUACCAAUCAGGUGGAGACUUAGAGCAACAAACACAAAGGAGACUUAAAGAAAUAAUUUUUUUUUUUAAUUUUAGGUCGCUUUAAUAUAAAUAUAUAUAUUUUUGAAGUCAUGUAUGUGAGGAAACGGAUGGCUCUAUGUUUGCCUAUUCAGAUCUUUUCUUCUAGAGGACAAGACCUGUCAUGAAGUAACCUUCUUUCAAAAAGAAAACAUGUUAGAGAUGGUGGAGAUGUCAAGUCCAUAGCUAGAAAGGGUUGAAAUAUCAGAUAAUAAACAUGCGUUUAUCUUUGCAAAAGGUAGUCAAAAUGAUUCAUUUAUUGUUGCAUUAUGCAUUUGUGUACCUUGACUUAUGCCUAGUUGGGAUCAAUUAUUUGUCACUCGUAUGCUCUGAUGUUAAAUUUGGAAUCCAAUACAGUGUUCCAAUAAAUUGUCUAUUUUUAGAAGGAGACAUGGAAGGCGAAGUUGGCAAGGCUUGGUGUAUUCAGAUCCAACCUUGAGGUAAAUGUACCUAGCAGAUAAGUUUACUUGUGUAGAAUGAAAGGUCAGUGUACCUGGCAGAUAAGUUUACUUGUGUGGAAUGAAAGGUCGGUGUACCUGGCAGAUAAGUUUACUUGUGUGGAAUGAAAGGUCGGUGUACCUGGCAGAUAGGUUUACUUGUGUGGAAUGAAAGGUCGGUGUACCUGGCAGAUAGGUUUACUUGUGUGGAAUGAAAGGUCGGUGUACCUGAAAGUUAACAUUUCCCUUUGCAGACUUAAUCCUCAGUGUUGUCCAAAUUUGCAAAGUGUGCCCUACAAAAAGAAAGCAACAAUCAAAAGUUGUAACUCUGUGACAACCAAUAAACAUUUUAUUUCAUGGAUGGUUAAAAGAUCCUUUUUUAUAUAGUGUACCACUAAUUGUCUCAAAUGUUCAAAAGUUUUGAUUGAGAUAUUGAAAUGUAUUUUAAAAAUUUGAUGAUUUACUUUAUUGGGGUUGUAGAAACUGUUAUGAAAAAUGAGGCAGAUGUCAAAAGAUUUACUGAGUUCAUUUUGAUUUUGAGAACUUAUGAUUAAAAAAAAUUUCUUGUAUCAACUGUGAUAAAAAUGUUUCAAGGAACUCCCAAGUUGGUCACUGAGCAUUUGCCAUUAGAACAUUGCUGAUUGCAUUGUCAAAGUGUUAUAGCUCCACUGAUUUUUUACAGGGCAAUGCCUUACUGUUGGGAGAUAUGAUGGUCCUUCUUAGAGCUGUGGGGGCAUGUGAGGCAGAAGGGUGCUCAGCCUCAUUCUGUGAACAGCUGGGUGUGAGGGUCAAGGCCAUGAGAGAAAUCAGAAAACUUCGCAUGCAACUCACAAACGCUGGUGAGCUCACGUCAUUAAAGUUGGGAUGCUUAUCUGAGAAUUAUUUUCAUAAAAUUAAAUAAUUUAUAAUAACUAAAAUCUUAUAAAAAUACAAAUGACUCUAGAUUUAAAAUUAACUGAAACGUGAUAUUUUUGUUGUUGAAAAGGUUAGAUUUAAAAAAUUUAUUUGCAAUUACUUUUAAUUUAAUAAUUCUUAGCAAACGUGAUAUUGGAAAAGAACAAUGUUUUUGAGUGUUGAGAGAGAAGCUUUGAGCAAUAUGUGUGUGUGUGAGUGGAUUCAUUUUGUUUUAAAAAAAGAAUGUCAUUGUUUACCUCUUUGAUAAUCUAUAGUAGUAAUAGUAGGCUCUCAGAGGCACCAAUAAUUGACACUGAAAUGAUGUCACGUUAUAUUCUUUGAUUGGUAUGGCAGAUGUUUUCAUCUCUUGUGCCACCACCAAUAAAGUGUCUGUGUUUCUGUUUCAGCUAAUCUUGCCUUUCAUGAUGACAGUCUUGUUGUUGACCCAAAUUUACCCCCACCCACAGAAGAGCACAACCUCGCUAUAAGAAAAGUUGUGUUUGGAGGUCUAGCAGACCAUAUAGCGAGGUAACAUAGCCAACAUUUAAGCACUAAUUAAUUAUGCAGAAAAUAAUUAUUUUUGUUUAGUAGAUUCUACAACAUUAAAAAAAAUUAUAAUUUAGAUCCUUAUUUUAGAAAAAGUUCAUUAUCUUGUAUGUUUUAAUUAAAUCUGAAAUGAAGCAUUUUCCUGCAAGGUACACAUUGUUAAAAAAUGGUUUUAUGGAGGGCAAAUUAAUCAAAUGAAAUGUGGUCAUUCCUUCCAAGAUUUAUUUCAAACUAGAUUAGAUUACUAUUUUUUGUUAACAGCAUUAUAAUGCUUUUUUUAUUUUGUAUUAACUCUUAUUAUUAAGUAUAAACAAGUGCAUCUAGACUUAAUCAAUUUAUUUAGCUUUAUUUAAUUUUUUGGUAUUUGAAUGUCUCUGCUAAAGCAAAGUAUAGGAUAUAAAUGAUUUUUAAAUCAGUUUUCAUCUGCAGCUCCUGUUAUGUCAUGCUAUUUUUUAAAAGUCAUUAAAUUAUGUGAUCAGAAGUCAUUGAAAACUUAUCUGUUUUCAUCAGGCGCAACCCAAACCCACUGCCAGGGAUAGAAAAAACAGAGGCCCAGCGGCUUAAAGGUUCAUUUCAGUGCAUGUUGUUGGAAGAACUGGUGUACAUACAUCCCGAGUCUGUACUGUUUAGAAACACAGAACCGGAGUACGUUGUCUACCAGUCCAUGGUGGAAACAUCAAGGCUUUAUAUGAGAGGUCAGUGGGAUCUUAUGUCUUAGCUGUCAUAUUUUAAUAUAAUAAAAAAACAUAAGAGUAUAUUAUGAAAAAAUGUUCAUGUUAUCCCAUUCUACUCUCUUAAAAUUUUUUGGGAAUUAUGCAUGUUCCAAUUGUAAAAAAAAAAGAACAAAUUGGCAGUGUUGCAAGUAGCAGGGCUAAUCAUGUUUGUGGAGCCACUCCAGGCAUUUUGUAAAUAGAAAUCUUACAGUAAUUCACUGUUCAUUUUUUACAGGCAAAUUGCAAGGUCAACCUUUAAACUCAAAAUAUCGUUUAGAUAUUUCACUGAAACAUUCAAAGCUGUCUCUUUUCAAAUCUUCAAUCUGAUAAUCAAAUAUUGUGCAAUAAAAUGGGCAUGAUCUGACAUGAAGAAAACAAGUUGUAAAAAUCAAUGAAUUACUUCACACGGAAAUUUUACAUUUUAUUAGAGAUUUAAAAAAAUAUAAAUCGUAAUUUCGUGCAUGUUCAGGUAUCUGCUGUGUGGAGCCCCACUGGUUCCCCGAACUGGCCAGGUAUUAUUGCAUAUUGUCCAAGCCACUUGAGGACCCACCGCCGAGAUUCGACCAGUCCACUGGGAGAGUCUUCUGCCACCAAUCUGGGUCAUUUGGUAAUAAUUGUUUCUGAAUAAUUAAAUCAUUUCUUGCAUGCAAAAAUAAGAUCUCAUUAACGUUCAAAACUUGAUGAGUUCAUGAUGUGGUCCCGAGAUAAAAGGAAAUGCUUAUUUUACCGGCCAAUCUUUGAAAUGCCACUAGUUAAAGCUUAGUAUUGGAACAGUCAUUGCUGGCUGUUACUGAUACCAUGUGUCAUUAAGUCUCAGAUUUUGUCUGUUAUUCAAAUGGCUUAAAUUAUUCUGCCUUAUAAAUUAACUACUUAGCUAGACAUCUCUUUGUCCACUCACAGUGAUACAUGUGAGAGUUUUCCCCACUCAAGAUGUCUACAUAAAACAAAUAAUUUAUUGGGCCCAACAUUUUUUCAGAAUGACAACCUUCAUUGUUUAGACAUCACAUUGCAAUGUUUAUUUUAUUUUUAAAAUAUUUUUUGAUUUUAAGAUUAUUAUUGACUUAUUAUGGGGUUCAAAGAAAAAUUAUAUAUAUAUAUAACGGUACCCUUAUGUGAGAAAUAUCUGAAUGUGAAUAAUUGUGAGUUUUAUCUUCUUUUUUUUUUUUACCCUCAUAGGUCGUUGCAAUUGGGAAUUUCCUCCCACAGAGUUAGAGUUCCCAGACAGCGUUGAGUGUUACAGAUGGUUUGCAAAGUUUUUGUUGGAGGGAGAAGUUUUCCCCAAGCUGGCCAAAUUUAAGUCAUCCCUGCUAUUGCCUGGGGCAAUCAUGGUCAAAUCUUGGGCCAAGUAAGUUCUUUUAUAUAUAUAUCAAACAGAUGCACUUGUCUUGGCUUUGCAUGAGUUUAGUAAGUAAACACCAGCUGUAUUUUGAUGACCUCAUUAUUGGAACUCCAUCCUCAGGCUACAGCCUAAAACAGAGAGUUUGUUGAAGGCGUUGCUCAGGAAAGGCGCCAACUCAAAAGAAAAUCUGGCUGAUGUUUGGAAAUCUGAACCCAAAUGUGAGUUAAUUUCAAGUACCUGAUAAAAAAUGCUGCACAUCAUUUCUACGAACACACAGGGGGUUUGUAGCCUGCAUUCUGGAUCUGGUCACCUAACCACCAAACCAAUAGCUCUUACUCUGACCGUUUCCCCAAUGAAAAGGUUCCUAACAAAAUGGUUUGCGGGGGGACAUAAGCUGCUGUAUGUUACCAUGUAUAACGUGAUCCACAUAUAAUUAUAAUGUGAACCCCUAAAUGUUUGUUAUAAAAAAAAAAGCCUUAUCCGCGUACGAUGCGAUUUGUUAAUUUGAAUCCAUAAUAAUACAAACAAAGUAACUAAAUGAAUAUUUAUUUUUCAUAGAAAGGCCAAAAAUCCUUCAAAUUAUUAUAAUAUUUUAAAUGAACUGUGGUCAAACUGAUACGACUAUGCUAAUAUCCAUUCAAAAUGGGGCACUACUUACACUACUGGUGUUAUGCGCAUAUACAAUGUGCUGAGUCACAGAAUGCAAGUAAGCCAAGAAGAUUUUUUUGUAUGGGCACAAUGUAUAUUGUUUACUGGUAAUUACAAAUUUCUCACUCACACAUAUGAUGCAUACACCUACUUUUAAGUCAAAUUUUUUACCCUAAAUUUCUUGCAUUUUAUGUGGUAAUAUACAGUAGCUCAAAGGGGUUUCAAAAAGUUUGUACAAAUAUCUUAACAUGCAUUGUCCCUGUUAUAUGCCUAUAUUAUUUUAUAUUAGGAAGGUUUAAGGUAUUCUUAUUCUCAAAUAUGGUUCAUAUUAACAUAAAGUUGGUCAAUAAUUGUGAUAUUAUUAUACUGUUAAUAAAAAUGUUUGAUAAGGGAUAAAUCUUCAAGUAACGCUCGGGGUGUGGGGGGGGGGGGGGGGCGAUGUGGCUUGAGAAUUUGUGACAGGGGGAGAGGUUCAAAAAAUUUCACAAUUUUUUUUGUUUUUUUAAAUCUAAAUUUUUCUAAAUGUGAAAAAUCUUUAUUCAAUUAAUUUUAAAAUCAUUAAUUUGAGGCACCAUGAAACUCAGUCGUGCAGACCUUCUGCGCAUAUCCGAAAAUGACGCAAAAACUGUUGUGGUAAUUUUACAUUCGGCUUGUGGGUGACCAUUACAUUUUUCUAAUAAUACUACAUCUUAAUCCAUUAUGGGAAAAUUUUAAAGAAUAAAAUAACAUAUUAGUUUAGUUAUGAGAAUUUUAUGUAUGUUUUGAUUUAUUUUAAGUGUGACGUGACACCAAGGGGGUGAGAGUUUGUGACACUUUGUGAUGAGGGGAGAUGGGGGGGGUCUAAAAAGGUCUUUUUUUUUGCUUGACAUAAUUUGCGAACGACCCCUAAGUUUAAAUUGUCUUAGUGUUCAAUUUUUGUAAUGCUUAAAUGUUUUUGUUGUUUAAUUGUCUUGACAAACAGUUCUACAAGAGGAAUAUCUGGAGUGGGUGCCUGAAAGCCAGCAUUCAGCAGUUACAGCACAGUGGCCUCCCUUAGGAAGUGGUACAUGACCUUUGACCUAAUCAGUUUUAUCAGGGAAACCUUGGUGUACAUGAAUGAGAAUGAAUGUAGUGGGCUUGAUGCUUGAGUAUUCAUGAAUGUUAUGACUUAGUGAAUAGCUGUUAAUCUAUUUGAACGUAAGGAACAUGAGAGUUUUGUUGGCAUAUAUCAUGAUACGUCAUUGUAGUUCAAGACAUCAUUGCAGUUCAAAAAGUG